GAAUCCUUCCUCCUCCGACGUUACAAAAAAAAGACGAAUAAUUUUCCGGCGAAUAUAAACACAAUUGGGGUCUUAAACACGUCGUUUUUCGCGAUGAGCGGAAUACCCGGGACCGCCGUCGUCCAGGUGACCAAUCUGUCGUCGGCAGUGAGCAGCGAGCAGAUGCGCACUCUCUUCGGCUUCCUGGGGGACAUUGAGGAGCUGCGGCUCUACCCGCCCGACAACGCCUCCCUGUCUUUCUCGUCCAAAGUGUGCUAUAUCAAGUAUCGAGAACCAUCCAGUGUUGGUGUGGCGCAGCAUCUCACCAACACCGUUUUUAUUGACAGAGCCCUAAUAGUGGUGCCAUGUGCCGAAGUGACAAAGAAAGAGAAACAGAGAGAGAGAGGGAGAGAGAGAGAGAGGAAGAUUCCGGAAGAGGCCAAAGCCUUGUCGCUUUUAGCACCCGCCGCCCCCGUGCACAGCCUGCUCCCCGGCGGAGGGCUGCUCCCUAUCCCUACGCCGGCCCCGCUACAGAACUUGAACCUGCCCCUGGUGGGUCACAUGACCGGCGGCGCCGUUCUGGACCCCACCACGUCCUCCCUCUCGCAGCCCCCCCUCAUGGGCAACGUGGACCCCUCCAAGGUGGACGAGAUCAGGAGGACGGUCUACGUGGGCAACUUGAACUCUCAGACGACAAUGGCGGAACAGCUGCUGGAGUUUUUCAGGCAGGUGGGCGACGUAAAGUUCGUGCGGAUGGCGGGCGACGAGACGCAGCCGACGCGCUUCGCCUUCGUGGAGUUCGUUGAGCAGGACGCCGUCGCCCGGGCGCUCACCUUCAACGGCGUCAUGUUCGGAGACCGGCCCCUCAAGGUGAACCACUCCAACAACGCCAUCGUGAAGCCUCCCGAGAUGACGCCGCAGGCCGCCGCCAAGCAGUUGGAGAGCGUGAUGAAGCGCGUGCGGGAGGCGCAGUCCACCAUCGCCGCGGCCAUCGAGCCAGCCGAGAAGGAGAAACUCUACGCGGCUCAAUCGGGGAGAACGCGCCGCCAGUCUCGUUCGCGGUCCCGCUCCGGCUCGCGCAGGAAGCGCUCACGCUCCAAACACAGGCCUCCGCAGAAGUGGCCGAGGAACGACCAGCGCACUUCCCGAGGUGGCCACGGGAGGCGCUCUCGCUCCAGAGACAGGCGGCGGAGCACGAGCCGUUCCAGGGUCCGCCGGCGGAGUCUGGGCCGCUCCAGGAGUCCUCCCAGGAAGGCCAGGUCACCCUCGCCAAAAAGGAUUAAGAAGCAUCGGGAACGCAGCCGGGAAGCACGGGAACGCUCUUCAUCGAGGAAGAGGAGCCGCAAAGACGAAGCGCGGCCGAAAGGCAAGAAGACGCCCAAGGUGGGACGGGACUACGGCAGAGAGGCCUCGCCUUCCGAGGACGCCCGCUCGCCCCUCUUCACGCAGCACAACGGCGUCCACAAGGAGCGCAGCGACGACGCGUCCGUGUGACUCCACCCCAGGCCAUCGCGUCACCUCCCGACUGACUGACUUUGAGUUGUCGCUCCCCCGCCAGGAGGGCAAGUGAGCGCCACGAUGUCCAAUUUUUGAUGAUUUCUGCAACUGGGGCGUGUGAAAUGGCGGUACGUGUCGCAUGCGGCUCGGUCACGUGAUCCCAAAAUUGGCGGUUAACGGUGAGCCUCACUUGCCCGUUUUGGUGGCGUGAAAGGAAGGAAACACCUGACGUUUCCUGCUCGAGGCGCGGCGUUUACAAGGAGGCUUUAUUUUCUAUGUUUAUGUUUUUGUGGGCACGUUUGCUGUUUUAGUCCUUGUUUUGUUGUAUAGCUGUUAAAGAAAAAAAAUGUGUGUGUGUGUGCGUGUAAGAAAGAGGAAGGUGGUCAAAUUCAUAACCCAGUCCCAGGUUUCCGUUAUCUCCUUACACGGAGGCCCUCUUCUGAUUCUCACUUUCCUUUCCUACCCGAUCGAGAUGAACCGGAAGUACUUGGAGGAUAGGGCGUUCGAAUUUGACAAAACGCUAAGGAAAGAUACCGCGAUGCAACCUUUAAACCACCUUUAGCACAGGUUACUCCUGAGCAACCUUUGCGAAAGCACAGGAGAUAUGUUACCCACAAUCCUUAACGGCGGAAAAUAUUGAAAGCAACAGACCAGAGGCGAUUGCAGACUACAUGAAGACGCCCGAGCGUUUCACGCAAAAGACAAGACAAAAUAAAUAAUGCAAUAACUGUUAUUUUAAUCAAAUGAAAAGAUAGAACAGUAUAUAGAAAUAUAUAAACAAACGUAUCAACAAUACAGUUUGAUGAGUGAACAAUGACAAUGUAAACUCACAUUUUAAAAUGUGAAAUAUAAACCUAACAUUAAUAUCCAUACAGAAUAAAAACAACUUUAAACUUAAAAAUUAAAUCCAGAAUCAUGGGCAAUGGAUGAAAUUUAGAGACAGAAAAAUAAAAGAAAGCAAGCUAGAGACUUUUUUUUCAUGAUUUAUUCAUAAAAGGAAGGGUGUGAUUGGGAGGACCCCCCCCGGAUCAUAACCCGAGCGUUGUUCUGUUAUUGGACUUGGCGGGGGACAUCGACCGGAGCUGUGGCCGUAAGGUGGUCAGUGCCUGUCGUGGCGCCAAUCCCCGAACCCAUUGGUGGACACCAACGGUGAGGGAUGCCGUCAAGCUGAAGAAGGAGUCCUAUCGGUCCGUUUUGGCAUCGGGGACAGUGCCUCUGGAUUGGCAGACUGGGGUGGUGGUCCCCCUUUUUAAGAAGGGGGACCGGAGGGUGUGUUCCAACUACAGGGGGAUCACACUUCUCAGCCUCCCUGCUAAGGUCUAUUCAGGGGUGCUGGAGAGGAGGGUCCAUCUGGAAGUCGAAUAUCAGAUUCAGGAGGAGCAGUGUGGUUUUUGUCCUGGCCGUGGAACAGUGGACCAGCUCUACACCCUCGGCUGGGUCCUCGAGGGUGCAUGGGAGUUUGCCCAACCAGUCUCCAUGUGUUUUGUGG
This is a messenger RNA of Phycodurus eques (leafy seadragon), 2965 nucleotides long. RefSeq names its product splicing regulatory glutamine/lysine-rich protein 1 (gene srek1). The record is from RefSeq and is a predicted model, not a curated record. Gene Ontology annotation, molecular function: RNA binding. Gene Ontology annotation, cellular component: nucleoplasm. NCBI's taxonomy places the organism in Eukaryota, Metazoa, Chordata, Actinopteri, Syngnathiformes, Syngnathidae. The coding region runs from base 94 to 1473 and encodes 459 amino acids. The transcript is spliced from 12 exons.